UUAAGAUAAGAUCACAGAAACCACAGCUAACUCACUUCCAAAACUUGACACAUUACUGGGAGACAGUAUUGUAUGGACAAUAAAUGUGGAACUGAGUGUGAUCAUAUGUUUUUCUGUAUGGUAGCAGCUUAUAUUCUAAGAGCUAUAGCCAUAUACAGUAUGUGCACCAAGUUAAUGAAACCUACUGGGACAUCAUAUGUAUAGCAGUAGAGCUCUUGAGUCUUUCAAAUAUCACCUUAAUAGGAAACUCAUGCCAACUAUGCUAGAGCUGGUUCUUCAGUAAGAAUAAAAACAAUGACUGUGCAGCUUAAUUGAAGUGGAAAUAUGUGGUUAGGGUUGACACUAUGUAAGUUUAAUACCCUGUAUACCAAGAAUAAGACUUGACUGGUUACACAUUGAUUAUUCAUGUAUCAAAGAAGGAUUUGUAACUUACAAUAAGAGAUGCUUUUCAGUCUGCUAACCCUUGCUAUGUACUUCCACUCAAAGUAUGACAUACACUGGAUAUAUUCAAUCCCAAAGAAUUCUCUCUUUCCUACUCAAGAACUACUCUAUGUAAGAUGAACACUGAGGACAAGUUGGAGGGAAUGCUGCUGAAGUGCAGCAGUGGAGGGUUGGAUGGAGGAGGGAGAGUCGGGCUGGGCAGUGGGGGAGGUUUGGUGGUGAUGACCUUGGGGGAACGAUCUCUGGUAGACCACCCUCUGUUGGCCGAGGAUGACGACGAUGAAGAUGACGACGAGGACUUGACUGGCACCUCGCUGGUUACACAUGACCUUGUUCCUCCAGAUCAGCUGAUGAUGCAAGAGGAAAUGACAAAGAAUGGUAGAGGUGGAGCGGAGGAGGGCGGAGGAGAGGUGCAUUUCCCCCUAAAACUCACCAAUAAGUUGCCCUGCUUGCUUCAUAUGCCAUUGAGCAUCAAGCAGGAACUGAAACUCUCCGAGGCACCGGGCCAACUAAAGAAAAAAGCAGUUAAGGACCUGAUGUUGUGUCCCAAGAAGAAAAAAAGGAAGCAGCGUUCACCAGCAAAGAUUCUCAGCAUCAAUGAUGAUGGGUCAUUGGGCAUCCAAAGCCCCAAGUGUCACGUCUGUGUUCACUGUAAUGCUGCAUUCAGAACCAACUACCAUUUACAGAGGCAUGUCUUCAUUCACACAGGUGAGAAGCCAUUUCAGUGCAGCCAGUGUGAUAUGCGCUUCAUUCAGAAAUAUCUCCUCCAGAGACAUGAGAAGAUCCACACCGGAGAGAAGCCUUUUCGCUGUGACGAGUGUGGGAUGAGGUUCAUCCAGAAGUACCACAUGGAGAGACACAAGAGGACUCACAGCGGAGAGAAACCAUACCAGUGUGACUACUGCCACCAGUACUUCUCCAGAACAGACCGGGUUUUAAAGCACAGACGAAUGUGUCACGAGAACAGGGAGAGGAAGACCAACAAGGCAGCUGGUAAAGUGGGGCCUUUGCGUGAAGCAGAAACGUUGGGCAUCCCUUUUCUUGCCAAAGAUUGUUCACUGCCCAAGAAAAAACGACAAAAGUGUGCAGACAAGAGUUCCGAAGCUUCCACUGCUGCCCAGACAGACGGGCACACUGUUACUGUAGUCGAAACGGAGGAGAAGGAGGAGCAGAGACAGAAUAAAAUUGAAGGUCUACCUCUCUAUGCCGUGUCCUCCAAAGUCAAACAUGAGUAUGUGCUUGCAGACUUCUCUGUCGAACCUGGAGAAUCGGCUAGCCCACACCAAGAGGGAGAAGUGUCGUCGGAGGACACCACUCCUCCCAGACUAGUCCUGAAGAAAGUCCCCAAGAGGAGUCUCAAACAGUCCACUGAACAAACUGCUCCCUGCCUCUCCACUUUGUCUUCCUUUGAGGAGAAUACUAAGGUCACACAGUACACCUUUGAAAUCGUGGACAAGCAAGGCCUUUUAGAGGUAGAAAGCAACACCGAGCUCGAGUCAGUUGAAACUCUUCAAGAAGGACCAACGAAGCCAGCAGCUAGCAGCACAAACUACGACGAUGCUAUGCAGUUCCUCAAGAAGAAGCGCUACCUUCAGGCUGCGAUGGCCAACAACAGUCGGGAUUACAGCCUGAACACGAGCAGCAUUUCCUCCCAGCCGCCUGUCGCACAAACGGUGGUUUCCGCCGUCAUUGACGAGACUGUCCCCGCCACCAUCCUGGAGCCCCAGCCUAUCAGUGCAGACAUUAAAGCCACGCAUGACAAGAACGUGUUGCCAGACGAAGUUCUUCAGACGCUGUUGGACCAUUACGCCAACAAAGCCAACGGGCAAUCGGACAUUUCCUUCAGUGUGGCCGACACAGAGGUGACAUCGAGCAUAUCCAUUAAUUCCUCCAAUGUUUCAGACGGCAGCCCUGGGGAAAACAUUGGGGCCUCUAGCGCCCAGGCUCAGCCGGCUACCGAGAAGGUCAGCCUCUUGCAAGAAUACUCAAAGUUUCUCCAGCAAGCACUCGAGAGGACCAGCCAGAACGACAGCUACCUGACCAGCCAAAGCCUCAGCUUGGUCUCAGAAAACCCCACCUUAGCGGGACAACCUCUGUUCUCCACCGAGAAACAGUUUCCUUCCCCCAGCAGGUUCAAAUCAGGGAUGAGCUCUCCGCUUAGGUCCACUUUAGAGAAACCUCACUAUGGAUUACUCGUAGGGGACUCCCAACACUCGUUUUCGUUUUCAGGUGACGAGACCACCCCUCCAUCUGCUGUGUCUCCGGCUGAGGAGGACUUCCUGGAGCAGGUUUCGCCCUCCAAAAAGACAGACUCUUCUCAAGGCAUAAUUCAGACGUUUCAAAUAAGCUCCUUUGAUCAGAACUUCAAAUCUCAUUUCCAGACAUCAAGAUCUGGAUCCUCCUCACAGUUUACCGUUGCCAAUGGACAGUUAAGUCUCCGAGGACACAGCACAGAUUUCUCAGAGUUCCCCGUAGUCAGAGUCACCGAGACCAGGUCUCAACUGAACUCCUCCCCCGACGUCUCCUCCAGUGAAACCUUUGGCUGAAGAAUUCAUUUUUCUGUUCGUAAUUUCAGCGGCACUUUAUCUCCGGUCUCCUGUUCAUCCAAAACAAGUCCCAUUGCAACUAUGUCCUCUUUCUAAAAGUGUUUUGUCAUAAAAUUUCAUAUUUUUUGUUUUCUUAAGCGAAACCUCCUUCAAUGGAAAUACUUAUUCAAUCUUAAUUAGCACUUCCCCUGUAAAAAAAACAUGUUAGUUCUUGCUCCAGAAUGUAAAUUGAGAGACUCAUUGACCAAAGUGGAAUAUCCUCUGAUAGCAUCGCCACAGAAUUGAUGCUUAAGUCAAUUUGUUUGCCUUGCACACAAAAAAAAAAUCAUUGUCACUUUUGCUGCUUAAUGCAAUAUUUCCACUUGUUAAUAAUAGGCCCCUAUUUAUAUUUGCCUUUUUGCUCUUACUGUAGCUACCCUUCUUGCAGUUUAUCUGAUUAUAUUCAAUUCACUACUUACAAUCUUAACCCAGCCGUGUAACUCCUGUCAAAUUGUCUAAGAAAUGACAAAAUGAUAAGAUCAUAAAGAUGAAUUUAUGUUGAAGUCACUUUACUGUCACCUGAGAUGGGUGUACCCACAUGAUUUGAUUGUAUUCAUCUGAUAUGGAAUAGAAUUAUUUUCCAUUUGCAGAUCCGACUUGUUUUGUACAUUGGCCACAAAGAAGAAAUUGUAUUUCCAUUCUUAAAAAUGUUCCCUUUGUGGGUUAAUUUCUUGGCACAGCUUUUUUUCACACAGUAACCUUUGCAAAUGUUGGGCUGUAUUUGCUUUAAAACACAAACAAAAAAGAAUUUAGGUGUCAAACAGCUACAUUCAUGUAACGGUGGCCAGGUUAUUUUGCAGUAUGGAUGAGGUGAAAUAAGAUUACUUAAAAAGAUUGUGCUUUAUUCUUGCACAAUUUGCACAAUGUUUUAACUACAGGGAGUGUAGUUCAUCAUUUCAGAUUUGGGUCAUUUGAAAUAACAGAUGCCGUAGCUCUUGUAUUCUGCCGUUAAUAACACUUUGAUUGUUAGUUUUCUUAGAAGAUGCACACAUUUUUCAGGAAACAAUGUGAUUAGACCCCCCUUAAAUGAUCAUUAAGGCUAUAUUAUGAAAGAGUGUCCACGUGGAAAUGAGGUGCUUUGUUUUCAAGUUGUAUUAGUUUUACAUCUAUGCCUUUUUAUUUCUGUUAUAACAGGCUUUCCUUUACUCAUUCCUGUAUUUCAGUUUGUUAGUCAGUGUUGGCUAUGGCUACUAAUUCCUCUUGCGCAAUAACAACAAAAACAUAAGCUAUCAACAUAUUCAGACUGUAAUACGUUGAAAUAUGGGAGCUUUAUUUAUUUUUGCCCAUUAUAUUAUUAUAUUAGCAAGAAAUGGCUUCGUCUUAAGUUCUCAAACUAUUAUCUGUGUUGGGAUGGAAAAAGCAUUUUUUAGUUGACUGCUAGAAUCUUCAGUUUUGAGCUUUAUCACCACAUCUGUCCAGGCCUUGUUGAAAAGCGAUGGAGUGAGGGCUCAUCUGUACCUCAUCACACUGUUUAUUGUUUUCGAUGUGUACAUGAAUGCGUGAGGUGCUAUUGGGUAAAUCACUGUUUUAAUAUGCGGCAUCAAAUUAUGUUUGGAAGUUGGUGUUUAGCUCCCUCUUGUUUAAAUUCUACAGACAAUCAGGGACAGACUGCACCCACAUACAUCAUGAAAACAUGCUUUAUUUUUCCUCUUUGAACAUUCCCACAAGAAUGUAUAGAAAUUAUACUGCUGUAAAUACUUUGUAUAUUGUUAUGUUCUUCUGAGAAGUACUGUUAGAUCUUUGUGUCAAUAGAGAGGCUUGUGCAAGAGACACUUUUUGUCAGAGGAAGGCACAUCCAAAUGUUUUCCAGCAUUCUUUUAACAUCCAACAAGGAAUCCAUUUCACUUGCUGAUAAAGAUGUGGCUUUCUGAUGUUUUUGUGUAUCUCACCACUGUUAUAAAGACAAAAUUGGCACUUUCUUUACAGUUAAAUCAACUAGGUACAAUGAAUUUUAUAUUAUUUGUUGGUAAGUCAAUGCAGUUGAUUGUUCAUUAUGAUGGGAUUUGCUACAGUUAGGAAUGAAAGCCCUCACAGAGAAAAUGUUGAUUUGUUUUUUAGUAAUAUCCACCUGAAACCACUUUAUUUCAAGUAUCAAGAAGCUGUGGUUAGAGUGAAUUCAUGUCAGUUAAAAUAACAUUUGGGUGGAGUAUAAUUUAAAAGUCUUGUGGUUUAAAUAUUUCACUUGCUACCAAUUCCAUUGUUAGACAUUAUUGAAAGCACAGCGCAGUAAUACUGCUUCGGUUCAUUGUAUCCCAUUAAUUGAUCCUGGAGAAGUUUUCAUUCAGUUAAGCAAUUCAAUGUCCAGAACUGAAUAAUAUUCAUGAACUAUAUCAGCAGUACUUUUCAUUUUAACUAACCUGUCAGUAACCUGGCCAUAAGUGUCCUUGUAUAAGCUCCAGAAAAAUUGUUUUGUGUAAAAAGAUCUGAAUUAUUGAAUUUUUGAUAAAAACUAUUUUUGAAACAUGUCAUUUAAGGCACUGAUAUGUACAGUAUAUCAUAUGAAGUCACUAUUGCUACCCUCAUUUAUCUCUGUACAAGUUGUUUGUGUCAAAAUCAUUCAAUUGCUAAUGGGAAUCUCCUACUUGGACUUUGGCAGACUUUUCAUACUUUUAAAGCACUUGACGAGGAAGCCCUUCAGCUUCACUGUUAGGUCGUUCUUAAGUUGGACAGUAAGGUUUAAAUGCAUGGUCUCUAACUUGUUGGGUCAAGUGAACUUGUUUUAUGGUUAAUGUGCAGCUUUAUUUGUAGCUGAUUCAUUUCAGUCAAGUAACCCAUAUGAUUAGAUCUUUUGCUAUAUAUUAUGAUUUGUAAACAAUCUGAUUCAAUUGUUGUUUUGAUUGUUGUGUCAUGUCCUUAUAAAUAAAAUAAUUCACAGUA
Molecule: messenger RNA, 5903 nt
Organism: Eleginops maclovinus (Patagonian blennie)
Lineage: Eukaryota; Metazoa; Chordata; Actinopteri; Perciformes; Eleginopidae
Gene: znf148
Product: zinc finger protein 148
Exons: 7
Coding region: 558-2987 (809 amino acids)
Biological process (GO): regulation of transcription by RNA polymerase II
Molecular function (GO): DNA-binding transcription factor activity, RNA polymerase II-specific; RNA polymerase II cis-regulatory region sequence-specific DNA binding
Source: RefSeq, a predicted model, not a curated record